Molecule: messenger RNA, 4481 nt
Organism: Rana temporaria (common frog)
Lineage: Eukaryota; Metazoa; Chordata; Amphibia; Anura; Ranidae
Gene: CLIC1
Product: chloride intracellular channel 1
Exons: 6
Coding region: 90-824 (244 amino acids)
Source: RefSeq, a predicted model, not a curated record
CCCACCCCACCCAGAGAUCAUCGCGGUCCCCCCCCUCCGCACUCCUCACUACUUCUCCCACAGUCCUAGGAACCGUCCCAUCAAAGAACAUGGAGCUCAACGACCCCGAGCAGCCUCAGGUGGAGCUCUUCGUCAAGGCUGGCAGUGAUGGACAGCGCAUUGGAAACUGCCCCUUUUCCCAGCGCCUCUUCAUGGUCCUUUGGCUAAAAGGAGUAACGUUUAACGUCACUACAGUUGACAUGAAAAGAAAGCCACAGAUACUGAUGAGCCUCGCCCCCGGAGCCCAGCCCCCCUUCCUGCGUUUUGGGGAUGAGGUCCGUACUGACAUCAACAAGAUAGAGGAGUUUCUGGAAGAGACCCUGUGCCCCCCUAAAUACCCAAAGCUGGCUGCCAGGAAUCCUGAAUCCCACACAGCUGGGCUGGAUGUCUUUGCCAAGUUCUCUGCCUACAUCAAGAACUCCAAUCCAGCAGCUAACCAACUUUUGGAAAGGGGUUUCUCAAAGGCUCUGCGGACUCUGGACUCAUACCUGAUCACCCCUCUCCCAGAGGAAGUCGAUGAAAACAGCGCAGAGGAUGAGACCGUGUCACACCGAAAGUUCAUGGAUGGGGAUGAGCUGACGCUGGCUGACUGCAACCUUCUACCCAAGUUGCACAUAGUACAGGUGGUCUGUGAGAAAUACAGAGGCUUCAAGAUCCCCCAAGAAUUUUCUGGAAUUCAUCGCUAUCUCCAAAAUGCGUAUCAACGUGAAGAAUUUGUCAACACCUGCCCUAUCGCUUCUGAAAUUGAACUUGCAUAUGCCGAGGUGGCCAAACCCCUCAAAUAAACCCAUCCAGCUUUCUGGGAAGAGAAAGAGGAAUUCUUUGUAUUUAAAUUUAAUUCGAAACAAUGGAAGAAAAAAAAAAACUUUCACAUUCCUAGCUUUUGUUACUGUAAGAAGGACAGGGCGCCGAUUGGCCUGUCCACCUGCCACUCAUUUAACCUGCUCCUUCUUUUUGCUCUCUUUCUCAUUUUAAAGUACUGUUAUAAUACAAUACCAUCAUUGCAGUUCCUGGGUGUGACCACUAGGCAACAUUUUGGGUAGAUCUGCUCUUAUUAGCUGUGUCUGUUGCUCGCCUUUGCUCCUUUGUGUUUACAGGGAGAAGAAAUUGAAAGGCUACAUAUGUUUUCCUGAAAAAUCUAUAUUUCCUCUAAUAUGUAUAUAGUUAAUAAUGAACUACGUCUUUGUUUUGGAGAUCAGGUUACGCAAAUGUGCAUGUUGGCUCAGACACUUUCCUUGGUGGACUCCGGCAUUGGCUAACUGCACAAACCUACUUUUGUUUUGGGUUUGCUGACCUUUUAAAUUCAAAUAUAGAAGCAAGUGAGACGGACAUGACCUCUGAGGACUGCUGGACCGGGCUGCUGUAUGUAUGUAUGUAUGUAUGUAUGGCCAAUUUUUGUUUAGUUUUGGCUAAAGUAGGGAAGAGUAAAACAACCUUUUGUAUUAUUUUCUAAAACCUGUGGCCUACUAGGGAGAUUUCCCUUUAAUUUCCUAUUCUGGUGACAAAGCAGGAAGGGACUCUCCCCAAAGCAAGGGGAAUUUUGGGUUUCCCCUAAUUUUGCUCUUUGGUGCCUGUGGUCACCCAGACAAAUGGAGAGAUGGAAUCUUCCCAGCAGGGACACGGUCAGCAAAACCAUUGCAUUGGAAUUUAAAAUAAGGUGGAAGACUGUACAUUAAAGGAGAAGUCCAGCCAAAGCUCCUUUGGACGUACUUCUGGUGUUCAGUGAGCACGGGGGAGGCAGAGCAGACAUUGGUUACUGAAGGUCACCAGCUCUCUGCUAGGGAAGCCCUGAGAAAUUAGUGAUCGGUGGGGUUAGAUUGCUCGGUUCUCAGUCUUAAUGCACACAGGGCAGUUGAAAACCUUUUCUGAAUGCUGGGAACUGUUGGUUUUACAACUUUUACAUGGCGGGUUUAUGCGAGUUUUGCAGUGGUAGUGUUUUGAGAUUAGAAGCUUUUUUUAAAGUUAAUCUCAGGAGACCCUCCCAAAUGCCCACAAUGCAUGGAAAACAAGUCAAUUAACUAUUUCAGCCAUUCUGUGAGAAAAGAGAGAGCAGUGUGCUUGUAGAUGGCUGUCUUAUUUUUUGUGUUUUCACUAUGGUUUCCAUCAUGAGGCUCCGAAGGCCUAGAAAAUUGCGUGAGAGGACCAGAGUUUGUCUCUACUGGACUCAUCCAUUGAUGCAGGCAACAGCAUGUGGUGAAAUUUGUGUUUUUUUUUCAACAUUUUUACAUGUUCAAAAAGUAUAAAUUUUUUCCCCUAUAAAAAUGCUUAUUAACACAAAUGUGCAUAAACACGGUUUACCGUGGUUACACGCAGUUGCAAGCAUUUGGCGGUUGAACUGCGAUUUUCUGCUUUCAAUAAAACGCCUGUAACCUCCACUGCCUCUAAACUACUAUAAAUGCCUGAAUGUACACAUAAGAUAAUAAAGGAGAGUUCAGGAGCUGCCGGGAAAAAAAACGCGCCCAAUUGCUCCUAAACUUCAGUUUAGCAGUUGUAUUGUGCAUGAGGCCCUAGAGAUGCCGGGGACAUAUGCAACAUUGGACUGAUGCUGCAUCCACCUAGGUAAGUAUGAUUCUGAAAUAAAAAGAAAAUCCAUGCUUCUUUUUUAAAACCAACACGUGUCGGGGGGCCAAAACUCGCCUUUAUAGAAAACUGUGUAAAGACUGGAUUGAAGAUACAGUGUUCAUCUGCUGAUAGCUUGGUUUUAUAUUCUUCCACCAGAUUUUACAUUGGAACACAUUUGGACCUGGAUUAUGAAGUUGUGAUAUGGUUCUUUAAUCUAAGGUUUAUUUACAUUACAAACCAAGGGGGCUGUUGGAAUCCAUUGCUGUGUAGAAGCUGCCAGCCCAGAAUCCAAACACCCUAUAUAAACACUACCACAACACUAUUGGAUAGUAACAUAAAUAAGACAUUUCCAAGGUUUCGAUGCUACCUAUCUAUUCCUCCAAGCAAUAAACCCGACCGAGGGUCUAAUCAUUUUUCCCACUCUGUCCAAAACAAAAAUUAAAAAAAAGUUUUGCCUUUUAUAUAGACGCUAAUGUAUUGGCGCUAGCUUGUGUGACAAAUUAUUCUCAUAUGUGCUACUGUACAUGCAUGCCAUUGUUUAUACAGCGGCACCAUGUUAAAGGGAAAGUACAGUAAGUGUAUCAUCAGUGAAUAUUUAGACUUUUUAUUGCUAUGUUUUAAAUUUAAAAUAAUUUUUGGUGUGGGGUUUUCUAUUUUAUUUUUAUUUUAUAAGCUUGCUUAUAAAAUCUCUUUAAAUAAAGGGAUAUUUAUACAUUAGCCACUAAGUGGAGCAAACCACCUAAAAGCUGCAGAGCGCUUCAUAGGGAGUGCUAACUCCUAGAUUGCAUUGUGAGGUGUACAUAAUGAGCAAAGGUGUAUUCUUUCAUGUUCAUAUAGAAGUACAAACUUUUCAGUUGAAACCGGGUUUCCUAAAAUGUUACUAUUCUUAUAGUUUAUAGUUCUUUUUUACACACACAUCUUUGAAAAACAUCCCCUUUAUUUCUUUUAUAUCUAGUUUAGAUAAAAGCUAAAACAUAAGAAUUAAAACAAUGGAGCAAACUACAUACAAAAGGAGCUUGUUUAUUUGAUCAAUAUGUUAUAAUAAACCUCUGUUGGUUAUUAUGGUGGAAUGGUAGUUGGGAAUCCACUGUGUAGAUCGACCUUUUUCAACCAGGGUUCAGUAGAAUCCUAAGGUUCCUUGCGUUUUUGCUAGGGGUCCUUUCAGCAAUGAGAAUUUUUUGACUUUCAGAUAAGUACCCAAGGACACCAAUUAUAUUUUUAUAUAUCUGUAAUGGAAGAAUUUUUCCCAUAUACCCAAUGUAGUAAGCAAACUUCCCAGUGACCCCAAAUGUAAUCCUUCCACUGAUUACCAGUGUAAAGCUGGCCAUAACCACAAAGUGGGGUGCAAAACUUGUACAUGGCAUGAUUAAAUAUGGCUGCCCUUUUUACAUAUAUAAUAAGCUAUACAGAGAAACAUGUUUUUGUGAAAACCUUAAAACAGCUGAGAACAUAUUCAGCAAGCGGAUCUUCUACAUGUUUAUUUAACAAAAAUAAAAAAUAAUUGUACUGUACAUUCCUGGCGAAGGACGCUGAUGCACACAAAGGUCACCCCAUUUUCUGUAGGAAAGGCCCUGACAGGAUUCAUGUUGGUCUCAACCAAAAAAAGGAAAAAUGUUCUAGUGUCCUAGAGACAUUCCUAUGCGUACAUUUCCUGAUCUCAAAUUCUAACUAUACAAAUUCAACUGUGCUUUGGUAAAUCUUUUCUUUCAGAAGUGCCUUUUUUGAACUUGGUUCCUCUCUGGACAUAAUCUGGGUGCCGCACUGGACCCUGGAGCCUGGAUAACCUGUGUGAUGCAGUUAUCAAAAUGCAAAAUUCUUUCUAUCCUUUAUAUUGUUGUUACAAUGUUUUCUAUAAUAUAAAUAAAAAUAUUUGACUUAUU